This is a messenger RNA of Saccharomyces mikatae IFO 1815, 522 nucleotides long. RefSeq names its product 2-hydroxy-palmitic acid dioxygenase MPO1 (gene MPO1). Gene Ontology annotation, cellular component: endoplasmic reticulum. Lineage: Eukaryota; Fungi; Ascomycota; Saccharomycetes; Saccharomycetales; Saccharomycetaceae. The coding region runs from base 1 to 522 and encodes 173 amino acids. The record is from RefSeq and is a predicted model, not a curated record. The transcript has a single exon. Gene Ontology annotation, biological process: sphingoid catabolic process.
AUGGGCGGUCAUUUAUUGGAUUUAAGGUCUCAGCUUGGAUUUUACAAGUUUUACCAUAACAACCCUAAAAACGUCUUCAUUCACUCAAUAUUUGUUCCCACGAUCCUAUUUAGUAGUUGUUGUAUGCUCCAUAGAGUUACCAUUUACCAUGGUAUUUCGCUAACUGCCCUUUUAAGCGUUUUUUUUUUCCUAUUUUAUUGCCUUCUGUACUUACCCACAGGCCUAUUAGCGGGUCUUCUUUUACUUUUAUUGAAUCUUGCGCUGGUUGAUCAUAGGAUUCAUUUAUCGUUUAAGCAGGAAGUAAGUUUAUUUGUUAUUGGUUGGAUUUUCCAAUUUAUUGGUCACGGUGUCUUUGAGAAAAAGAGACCAGCGUUAAUUGACAAUGUGGUUCAGAGCCUGGUACUAGCACCGUACUUUAUAAUGUUCGAGUUUCUCUUUAAAUUGGGUUUCAUGCCUCAGUUAAAGGCAACGCUGGAACAUGAUCUUGAAAUCAAACGAAGAAAUUUUGGUAAACAAAAAUAA